AUCUAAAGUAAAAAGUAUGAAUGUGUGGAAAGGUUCGAACUUAAGCUUAUUCGCUCCGUGAUUCGCCAUUAAUCGUAUCGGUUUAGUUGCACAGUGACUCGCCAGGCUGGUAUAUCUUCGUUCUACCGUGUUUAUGAGCGUUACGAAUGGCAUCCGGGACGCAAAGUACUGGGAUGUUAACAAGAGAGCAACUUUUCCAUCUUUUCGAUCGUUUCAGUUUCCUUACUUCUCAACCUGAUGUGAAGAAAAAGAUUUCUGGGGCUGUACAGGAUAAGCAGGAGGCUGUUGCUGUGACCACUGCAAUACAAGAAGAGAUAUUUUCGGAGAUGGGUGUUGAUCCAAGAUUUGGUAUCUCGUGCCUGGGAAAAGUCAGUACUGUAUAUGAGAAUGACAUGGAUUUGGUGAUUCAGUUUUAUAAAUUCCUUUCUAAAGAAGAGGUUGCCUGCGAUGAAGCAGAGCUUGAAGAAGAAGAAUUUGCAGAAAAAUUGCUCAACCAACAAAUGUUACAGGAACAGCAACUAGAGAUGCUGAAGUACAUGCGCAAGUUUAACUUGGACGAUCAAUGUGCAAUCCUUGAGAAGUUACACCAGCACAUGGAAAACGGCAAUUAUGAAAGCGAGACAUCCAUUUUGUCAGCUGAGCAGAUCGAAGAGAUUGUUCCAAGAAAGGUGUCCCCCCUGUAUACGCCAAGGUAGACUUAGAAGAGUAGCUUGCGUGACAUUUUGUUUGGGAGUUGGCCAAAUCACAAUUCUUGACAAAUUAUUUACUUUAUUUGGUCAAUUUUUGACAUUUUUAUGUUCAUUUUAUUUCUGUACUUGGACUGCUUUAAGGUUAACAAUUUUAGAUGUGGGAGGUGUUUACAGCCUUUUCAUGGCUAGGCUUUCUGCCUCAGCAUUAAGAACAUACCAACCACGGUCCAAUUUCUUUAUGGGAAGUACUAUACUUAAUCCUUA
Molecule: messenger RNA, 953 nt
Organism: Vigna angularis (adzuki bean)
Lineage: Eukaryota; Viridiplantae; Streptophyta; Magnoliopsida; Fabales; Fabaceae
Exons: 7
Coding region: 147-695 (182 amino acids)
Source: RefSeq, a predicted model, not a curated record